CUUCCGGUACAGCGCUUGCGUCGCGGCAGGCGGAAGUGGCGCCGCUUGUUUGAAAUUGGCAGAGUAGGCUCCGGCCGGACCCGAGCCGCUGGGGGUGCCAUGUCCACCCCUCCGCUGGCGCCCACGGGCAUGGCGUCCGGACCCUUCGGCGGCCCGCAGGCGCAGCAGGCCGCGCGCGAGGUCAACACGGCCACGCUGUGCCGCAUCGGGCAGGAGACCGUGCAAGACAUCGUGUACCGCACCAUGGAGAUCUUCCAGCUGCUCAGGAACAUGCAGCUGCCAAAUGGCGUCACUUACCAUACUGGAACUUACCAAGACCGGUUAACAAAGCUACAGGACCAUCUUCGGCAACUUUCUAUUCUCUUCAGGAAGCUACGACUGGUCUAUGACAAGUGUAAUGAGAACUGUGGCGGAAUGGACCCCAUCCCUGUGGAGCAACUGAUUCCAUAUGUGGAUGAAGACGGCUCAAAGAAUGAUGACCGGGCUGGUCCACCUCGUUUUGCUAGUGAAGAGAGACGAGAAAUUACAGAAGUAAAUAAGAAACUCAAACAGAAGAAUCAACAGCUGAAGCAGAUUAUGGAUCAAUUACGGAAUCUCAUCUGGGACAUAAAUGCCAUGUUGGCAAUGAGGAACUAAACUGAUAUUUAAAUCUCCUGCUCUACUCAUGUGAUACGAUUGUCUCCCCCCUCCCUUGAGUAUUCCUCCCUUUGAAAAACAGUAUUUAUGUCUCUAUUUUAACAGCUAGCACUAAAGUUUUUGUUUUCACUUUAACGUAUAGCUUUUUUUUAAUGCUGUGGGUUUUAUGAAAGAUUAUUGUAAUACCUUUGAUAGGGUGUGAGCUUUGGUUAAUCUUCAUAAAUUGAAUGAAUUAAAAAAUACAAAUAAAAAUUUAAACAUAACCAGCUUACUUGUUUCAGUUACCCUUUUCAAAGGCUGAUAAAGUAUAAAUAUUUUAGCAUAUUAAAAAUACCAAUGUUUUUCUCUGAAAGAAAUUAUUUAAAAUAAAAAAUAUAUCAGCUCAUUUUUUAAAUUCAGUUUUACUUUCAAACCAGUUAAAAUAAGAAAAUAGUUUGUUAUUGUAAAAUUACUUUUAUUAUGUUCUUAAAGUGUUUUUCUGAAUUGAAAUGAGAGAGACGAUUUGAAGAUACAAAUUGGUUGCAGAUACAUUCUUAGCUGCACCCUGUCUUGGUCCCAGUAGCAGGGACCUUGACAUCAGACAUCCCGAUCCCAAGGAUGUUUGGAAGCAGUGCAUUUUUAAGAAUUCUAAUCUAGACUAUUCUUUUGGACAGAGGUUCUCAACUUUCCUGAUGCUGUGACUUCUUAAUACAGUUCCUCAUAUUGUGCGACGCCCUACUAUAAAAUUAUUUUCAUUGAUAUGCAUAACUGUCAUUUUGCUACUGUUAUGAAUUGUAGUGCAGAUAUCUAAUAUGCAAAUCGUCCUAAAAGGGCUGUUCAGCCCCCAAAGGGAGCUCAACACACAGGUUAACAACAGUUGCUUUAGGACAAGUACUUUUUCAGUAGGUCUGUCUGGUACGCUUUGUAGCCCGAGUCACAGCCCCUACCCGGCCUGACAUGACUGAAAAUCCUGCGGUUUGGCUCUUGCUUAUGGAUUGUUUCUCUAAAGGCUUACAUAAGAAUCUGACCAGCUUCCUCUGGGAAAGAGAGCAGGGAUGGUCCAGUCAGAGUUCAGAGACCUUUCAUUGUCCCCACUUUUGCACCUUCUGAAUGUUGUAGCCUGUGCAGAUAUUACCUGAUCAAACCUGUACAUUUCAUGCUGAGCUAUGCAGAUUGGCAGCGGUAACAGGUGGCAGAGUCCAGGAAGUUUCCUUUUGCUGAUGCAGUUCUGAGCAAGACCACUCUUGGUGAGAAACAUAGGGAGAGCUCUGCAUAGCUGCAACAGGGCAAAAGCAAUUGUAUGAGCCUGGACACAGCAGAAGGUAGUGCAAGGGUCUAGCAUAGGACAGUACUCCACAGGGCCUACUGAUAGGACAGUUGGUUAAUAUGCAGGAUUUCUGUAGUUCCAUACGUAGCAUGGACUACGUGCCAUUUACCAUUGUGACUUUAGUAUACUAUUAAAUUAUUGCUGAUAAUGAGGCACACGUGCAUAGAGAAUAGUAUUAACCCGAGCUCCACUUGACUUGGACUAAACACGUAUCUCUCUUUGAACAAAACACUUGGCAGUCUGAAACCAUACUUGUACAUAUGGGGUAUACACUUCCCUCUAAACAAUUCAUGUAGCAACCUAUUGGCGACAUAGGAUCCCUCCUUCCAUGAAGCUGCACACUACCCUCUGAAUAACAGAGUACAUUUCUCACCCCUUUAUUGACCAUCUUACUCAGGCUCUUCAGUUAUACCAAGAAGGUAGAGGCGGACAGAUCUGGCUUAGAAUAAAAAGGCGGAAACAGUCAGAUACUCAGGGCCCGUGAGUGUCUUCACUCACAGUGUAUUCUGUGAAUUCUAUUACUUACCUUUGAAUAAACUCUCAUUGCUCCUUUCCA
Molecule: messenger RNA, 2498 nt
Organism: Rattus rattus (black rat)
Lineage: Eukaryota; Metazoa; Chordata; Mammalia; Rodentia; Muridae
Gene: Med30
Product: mediator complex subunit 30
Exons: 4
Coding region: 100-636 (178 amino acids)
Biological process (GO): positive regulation of DNA-templated transcription
Cellular component (GO): mediator complex
Molecular function (GO): transcription coregulator activity
Source: RefSeq, a predicted model, not a curated record